Nerophis lumbriciformis (worm pipefish) is the source of this 4668-nucleotide messenger RNA. The record is from RefSeq and is a predicted model, not a curated record. NCBI's taxonomy places the organism in Eukaryota, Metazoa, Chordata, Actinopteri, Syngnathiformes, Syngnathidae.
AUGUCUUUGGAUUUUGAUGGUGCUGCGUUCCAAACUCAGGAUGAGGAUGAACAAUACGACCAGAACGACAUUGACAGAGACCAAGAGCUUAGACAGCUUAUUGUUGAGAUGCCAGAUGAUGACAUGCUGGAAGAUAGUCGAGAGUCCUCCUGCACAGAGCAGGAAUAUUCACCAAUCUGCAAUAAAAAUGCCAGUAACAGCCCACAGUCCAAAAGGAAUCAGCAUGGGUCAAACCGUCCUCUGCCAACUUCUAAUGAGCAGAACUACGGAGAAAACUACAUUCAACUGCCCCGUGGUUUUGCUCACGAGAAUGGAGGAGUUGAGAUUAAUGGUCAUCAGCGGCAUGCUCAAACUCAACUUUGGGCUCAAAUGUGCAACCAGCAGCCACUAGAUACACAAUUCGCUCAGGAAGACUGCACACGUACCAGCAUUGGAUCAGAAAAUUCUGGGGAAGUCAAUGGUUUUUACACCAACGAACCUUAUGGGUCGAAACCACACCUUCGUGCUCUUAACGUUGUAAACCAUAAUGAAGAAACCACAGGUGAUAAAUACGACAACGGUAACUACAAAAAUCCAAGAGACCAUUUUCACUCUGGAGCAGUGGAGCGACAUGUGACGGAUCACAAGCUCACCUCCAAUCCUCAAAUUUCUCCGCAUCAGAAAUUGAGCUCACUGGCCACGCACCGACAUUAUCCGUAUGAUCAACUGCAAAGAGAGUUGCUUGACUCAACACAACAAACCGCUGAGAAGGAGGAACUUGCCCAACAGCGGACAGUUAACCAGGCAUAUAGAAAUAAUGUUGUCGAGUUGGAGCAAAAGCUGGAGGAUUCCAAACGCAAUAUAAGAGAACUUGAGCACAAGCUUGGAAUUCUCAAAAAUGAGAAAGCUAGUUCUGACGCAAACGUUAAGGAAUUGAGUUGUCAACUGGCUAAGGCCAAAAAGCAGGAGGUUCAAAUGGAAAACAAAAUUAAAGCGAAUGAGCAGAUUAUAUGGACCCUCAAAGAGAGCGACCGAGAGAAAACAAAGGAACUAGGUCUGGCUAAGGAUUUGGCGGACAGUUUAAAUCAACAGAUAUUGGAGUUGCGUCGUUCUGAGACACUGUCCAAACCACGUGAGCGACAUGAUAGAGACAUUACCGUCAUCAGGGAGCAGCAUGAAGCCACACUGUUGGUCUUACAGCAACAGCUUGAUGCCAAAUCUCAAGCUUUGGAUGAACAGAUGGAUUGUAAUAAGAGGUACCAACAGCAGGUGAAACAGCUGGAGCAACAAAGAGAAGAAGAGCAACUAAAGCGUGCCGAUGUGGUCAAUGCUCUUAAUCAGCGUCUGGAGGAGAGUCAGCGCCAAUGUGCCACGCUGCUGCAGACUAGUUCUGUGCUGGAAAUAAAUCAACUAAAGAUCAAUCUAAACCAGGUCAAAAAAGCCAAGGAAAUCAGCGAAAAUAUGAACAAAGUGUUACUGGAGGAUAUGGAUCAGUUGAAAGAGGAGAUUACGCGAUAUGAAUCUGCUUUGAACCAUGGUCUUAUUACAUUGGAUGGAAAUGGUGACUGCGAGAACCAACUUACGGAAUCCUGUUUGGACUUGGGCUUUAAGAAAACAACCUUGACAAAUGGUUCUCUCCACAGGAUGGCCUUGGCCAACUUGUCAGAUUCCAAUUUGCCAAAGGAUGCUUUACUUCGAGAAGAGGUGCAGCGCUGCCUGAUGUGUUUAAAGGCAAAGCGGCAGAAGAUCAGUAAUUUGAAGGAGCAACUGCAACAGAGUCAGGUCCGAGUGAACGAGCUGGAGACCGAAUUGGAGGAAGCCAAGCUCGGUUUAUCGGUUGUACAGUCCAGCCAGAUCAAACAGCCAAACAGGACUGAAGGGGACCAAAAUGAGUUCACAAAACUACAGGAAAACACACGACUCUUGCAGGAUAAAGUGGAGAUGUUAAAAAAGGAAAUUCAACAGCGGAAGCAGAGUGAGGAGAACCUGCAAUCUAAUUACAAGCAGCUCUGCCACAAGAUGAAGGAGAUUCAGGAGACUGCUAAGCGAUCUGAGCAGAUUAAUCAGCAGCAUAUGGACGAUGUGGUGAACCAAGUCAAGAGAGAACUCAUGAUGAAUCACGACGCUCAGGUUGAACAUCUGACAACACAAUAUGAGCAACGCAUCCAUCAGCUCAAUAUUCAGCUGUCUGAGGCCAGACAUGAGAUUUCUGCUGUGCAAAAGGAAUACAUGUCUAUGUGCAAGGAGAGGGACUCAUUGGAGAAUGAGCAGAAAAAACAAGAAGAGGGCAGCGCCGAUUUGGAGAAACUAAGGUCUGAACUUGAGAUGCAACAUCAAGCCUCUGUAACGCAGCUCAAGACUGUCUGGUCCAUGGAGAAGGAGGCAGAGAUCCGGCGACACGUGGCCUCGGCCAAGGCUGCUUGGGAUGAGGAGCACCAUCAGACUUGGACUCUGAAGCUAAAAGAAGCCAGGCAUGAAAAACACCUGGAGACCUCUGAGGGAGCCUGUCAGACAGAUGAGACGCAAGUUAACUGUAUGACGAUUACCACUGAGGAGUUGGACGCCAAGCUCAGGAUUCAAAGAAACCAGCUGCAAAUGGAAGCUGACAAAGUUCAACGGCAAGCAGUGGAAGAAGCCAGGAAACAAACCCUGAAGGAGACUCAAGAGAAACAUCUGGAGGACUUGGCCGUUAAGGUUGAAGAUGCAGUGACCAGGGCCUAUGACCGCUGGAUUGAGGAUUUGACUUCAUUACCAGAAUAUCAAGCCUCUCUUCAAAGAGAGAGGGAGAAAUGGGAACAGCUACAAAAACAAUCCCUGGAAGAAAAGAUAUGGCAACCUCUGAUAGCGGUAGAGCAACAUGAAACACUCCUUGGUCAAAACUGUGGGACGGUGGAGGAACUCCAAGCGAAAUUGGUGACACUCCAGAGGCAACUGGACCAUUUAAGGAGGGAGCAAGAUGCUCUGCUGAAAGCUGAACUCGCUGGAGCUCGAGCAGCCUGGAAAAGAGACAAACAGAAAGAAAUCUCAGCUCUCCAAACACGCAGCGAGGAAUUGUACCAAAGAAAACUACAAGAGGAGUGCAAGAAGAUGGAGUUGGCUUUACUGCAGGCCAGAGACAAUGCUGAUGCCCAGAGGAAGGAGCUUCUCCUGCAAAUGGAGGCUGAGCUUCAACAGACAAUAAGUGCGAGAGAGGACAAGUGGAAACAUCAGCAAGCUGAGAGUGAACAAGCCCAGAGACAACAGAUGAGGGAAGAUUUCCUCGCGGAACUUCAGGCUGGCCUGGCAGAGGUCCAGGCGCAGCUUCUUGGGAGUUCCGGGACCGUCGAGGGCGACGGAAACAGACUGUCUGAAGGGGCAGUGAAGCACUUGAUUCAAACUUGCUGCGUAGACAUUGUUGACCGAGCGGUGUCCCAGGCCAAGAAGGACUGGAAGAAAAUAAGUGAGGCUCAGUUGAGCUGUGUGUUACGGGAAACUCAACAACGGCAUGAAAGAGAAAUCAGUGAGAUGCAAAGCUCUGUGGCCCAGAUGGGAGGGCAGGCUUGCGGCAGCAAAGAGUGCAUGGAUACCACCAGUAAACUGAAGAAAGACAACCAGGAGCUGCAGAAGCGUUUAGAGAAAGCUUGCCGGCACCUUCAGCACAGCGUCCUAGAAAACAAGAAGACCGUGCAGAAACUCAAAGAUGAGCAUGAGAGCAGAUUCCAAAAGGCAAAGUCGGAACACCUGGUUCAACUGGAAGAAGUAAGGCGAAGCGAAGCUGCUGGAACUUUAAACCAUCAACAAAACCUUCAAUCGGGCCUGGAAGAGAUGCAGCAGCAAUACAUGAAGACUGUUGAAAGAAUCAGAGGAGAUACGCUGCGUUACCUCAGAGAAAGCCGUGACCGAGCAGCUGAAUUGAUUCGGAAUGAGGUCCAAAAAGAGAGGAAGGACACAGCACGCAAAAUGAGACACUAUUACCUGACGUGCCUGCAGGAACUGCUGGAAGAUGGUGGUAAAACCACAGGGGCUGAAAAAAUAAUAAUGAAUGCUGCCAGCAAGCUAGCAACUAUGGCGAAAGUACUGGAGACACCUAUGAAAAAUAAAUCUGGAAAGAAUCACACUUUACCAACUCAGAUGGCAGUUGCGUCUACCACUGGCCCCUCUCUGAUACGUCAUCAUUCUUUGAGGAACCCAUUGACUAAAGCGCAUGACGACAUAACGGAAGAUCGAAAAACGACACUGGCGCGGACUAAACUCGUAAGCAAGCAAAACAUAGGUACAGGAGAGACUUCGAAGGACGCACAAAUCUAUCCUCAAAAAGCGGCCACACUUACAAGGAGCAAGCAGGAGUUUCCGGUCCGAGAUGAUAAAUGCACUGACAGGAGCUCGACCAGCAGUGAUUCGGACAGCGUCCACAUCACUCGAGCAUCCUUCUCGGGAAGGAAAGUAGAAUCGGUGAAGCCCUUCUCCAUUUCUGCCACUGACUUUGGUGGUCUUAGCCCAAAUGCAUCUGACCUGACAGUUUAUAAUGACAUAGCUCAGGAGACUAAGCAAACCUUCGCCCCCGAAGCAAAGAUGAGCUCACACAGAGAGCCCACGCCGGGCUCAGAGGGAGACAAACGACGCAUGGCGUUUACCAAGCCACCGUUGUUGGAGUUUAUACAGCAGGACAGCGGCUUUGACAGCCCAUUCAAUCACCCAAAAUGUCAAUGA